Talaromyces marneffei is the source of this 1212-nucleotide messenger RNA. RefSeq lists its product as uncharacterized. The transcript is spliced from 2 exons. Gene Ontology annotation, biological process: protein transport. Lineage: Eukaryota; Fungi; Ascomycota; Eurotiomycetes; Eurotiales; Trichocomaceae. The record is from RefSeq and is a predicted model, not a curated record. The coding region runs from base 1 to 1212 and encodes 403 amino acids.
AUGCCUCCAUCAGCUCAAACAACAAAGCUCCAAUCGACUCUGCGCCUCCUCAUCCCCCGUCUCCGCCUCCAACAGAAGAAAGACACCGCGUCCUCCGUCGCCCAGCGCAGGGAACUAGCCCAACUCCUCGAAAUUGGCCGCGAGGCGUCUGCCCGCUACCGAGUCGAGAAUGUCAUCGCAACAGAUAUCGGGGUCGAGGUAAUGGAGAUGAUAGAACUAUAUUGCGAAUUGCUGCUUGCGCGCGCAGCUGUGCUCGAUCAACUCGCGUUCUCCGAUAAAGGUGUCGAGGCACGGAAUAAAGCAAAGGAAGAGCUUCAUAGAUUUAAUCUAGAGAAGAAGAAUGCUGCAUCUGCGACGUCGACGCCGGAGCCGAAGAAAAGUGGAGGGUUUGGAUGGUUUUCGAGCAACAAGGUGUCUACGACAGUUCCUGCGCAACAACAUCAACACCAGCAGCAGCCACAACCACAGGAACUGCAAACUUCGACCACGACAGCCGCAGAUGAGAGCGAUGACUUCAACGACGAAGCGAAUAGCUACAUAAACGCGGGUCUCGACGAAGCCGCCGUGGCCAUAUUCUAUUCCUGCCCUCGUUUCCCGCGCGAAGUCAAGGAAUUAACCACCCUACGUCUGCUACUGAUGGAGCGCUGGGGCAAAGAAUUCGCGACUCUUGCACAGGAUAAUAAUGUCGCAAUCAAGAUCCCAGAACGCCUUGUUAAGAAACUGCGCGUGAAACCGCCUUCGACGGAAUUGGUAGAGAGUUAUUUACGCGAGAUUGCGAAGGCGUAUAAUGUUCGCUGGCCUGCGGGGGAAGAACUGGCGGAGGGCGAUGUACCGGAGUUGAUGUCGACGGACGAAACGUCUUCUCCGCCGGGUUAUGAUGAUGGCGACAACACGGGUGACGUUGCGGCGCCGCAUACGCCGCGAAAGAGCCUUGCUGAUAAUAUUCGUCGUGCGUCUGAGACGGAUGAAUUGUCGCGCGCCACGCCACCGAGGGAUAUUGGGACACACGAUGCAACGGGGAAGAGUCCCGUCAGUGUUGCGAAGCCAGGACCUUCUACAGAUAAUCCGGAGCCUAGGGUUAAGAUCCCAGGCGAUACUGAUACAAAUAAAAAGGAGGGCGGUGCUCGUCCAGGUGGGCUACAGAGGAAGGAUAGUAAGGGGAUACCGAAUGUGGAUGAGUUGUCCAAGAGGUUUGCUGCGUUGAAGAGGUAG